CGAUGAUUCGUUGAAACUCCCCGGAUUUGAGCGCGAUCCGCGUCGUCGAUUGGCUAAAAGCUUGCAUCGGCGCCGUCCGCCGGACGCAUAUUCGUGGUUUUGAUACGUCAAGAUGGUCUGGAACCGCCUCCGCUUCCCCAACAUGGCCGUGACGUACGUCGCGAAGACGGCCAAGACGCGUCUCCCGGAGAACCAGCACAUCUUCCGCGUUGAGCCGAACUACACCAAGCACGACGUGAAGGAGUACCUCCAGAAGGUCUACCGCCUCCCCGUGACGAACGUGCGCACGAUGAACUACGAAGGCAAGUUCAAGCGCGCGAUGCAGGGCCGCCACGUGUACAAGGAGAAGGACUGGAAGAAGGCGAUCGUGACCUUGGCCAAGUAAUCGAGUAUGUCGCUCACGAUAGCAGGCCGCGGACGAUAGACCGGUUUGUAAUUUAAACAACAGAACGCUAGGUGGAACCCGUGGCUUGGGCGAAUUAACCCGUCCUGUUCUUGCGCUCUCAGCCAUCUUUGCAUUCAGGCCAAGGCACGCGCCACGCUACCGCUGCGCUGCAC
This is a messenger RNA of Saprolegnia diclina VS20, 558 nucleotides long. RefSeq names its product 50S ribosomal protein L23. Gene Ontology annotation, biological process: mitochondrial translation. The record is from RefSeq and is a predicted model, not a curated record. Gene Ontology annotation, cellular component: mitochondrial large ribosomal subunit; ribosome. The transcript has a single exon. Gene Ontology annotation, molecular function: structural constituent of ribosome. Lineage: Eukaryota; Oomycota; Saprolegniomycetes; Saprolegniales; Saprolegniaceae. Bases 113 to 385 code for a protein of 90 amino acids.